CUAAAGCGAGCUGUUAUGGUUUCCUCUAGACUAGCUGCAUAGCUAAACCUUUCCGAUAACGCAGUUUAAAAGAAGUUUACAUUAAAAAGUAAACCUCUCAUACGGUUAUGACGUGACUCCGGCAGUGACUGAGCUUUUGAUGGUUGACGUUGUUUAAAAUCUCUCCCAUCACUGAACAGGAUGCUAGCAUAUGUUAGCAGGAAAUUAGCUCGUUAGCUUAGACAGCCAGCCAAGUGUUUAUUAUGAAGCGUGUUUUUUCUUCUUUAUGCUUAUACUUUACUUGAACAACGUCUCCAUUAUGGACCCCGAGGGAAUAGUGAUCCGUAUUAAAACGCCGGCAGGAGACAUGGACUCGUCCGUCGACAGUCCAUCUCUUCUCAACUUCAAUGACUUGCUGGUCGCUAUCAGAGAUGUCAUGCCUGAAGCCACCGUCACUGCCUUUGAAUAUGAAGAUGAGGUGGGGGACAGAAUCACUGUGAGAAGUGAUGAAGAACUCAAAGCCAUGUUGUCAUAUUACUUCAACACAAUGAAUGAACAACGCAUGAAUGGACUGAUGCCAGACCCUCUACAAAUUUUUCCACGAGCUGGCAAGACUCCAGGGAUCCGGAACAUACAUGGCCUGAAGGUUAAUACAAGACCUAACCCAGCCAAUGACUGCACUCAUGCUGUUCAGGACACUUUGGCCAGCAACAGCUUAAAGAAAUCAUCUGCUGAGUUGAAGAGGAUCUUGACAAAUGGACAGAUAAAUGCCCAAGAUAUCCACUAUCAAGAGCAGCUUGGCCAUGGAAACGGAGGCACAGUUUACAGAGCUUACCAUAUUAUUGGCAAGAGGGUUUUAGCUGUGAAGGUCAUUCCCUUAGACAUCACGGUAGAACUACAGAAGCAGAUCAUGUCUGAGUUAGAAAUACUCUACAAGUGUGACUCACCCUACAUCAUCACUUUCUUCAGUGCCUUUUUUGUAGAGAACAGGAUAUCCAUAUGCACAGAAUUUAUGGACGGUGGGUCUCUUGACGUGUACAAAAGGAUUCCAGAGCACGUGCUGGGUAGGAUUGCAGUGGCAGUAGUCAAUGGCCUGACAUAUCUGUGGAGCCUGAAGAUACUUCACAGAGAUGUCAAGCCUUCCAAUAUGCUGGUGAACACCCGAGGACAAGUCAAGCUCUGUGACUUUGGUGUCAGCACACAGUUGGUGAAUUCUAUUGCCAAAACAUAUGUGGGAACUAAUGCAUACAUGGCGCCGGAAAGAAUAUCAGGGGAACAGUAUGGCAUCCAUGCAGAUGUCUGGAGUGUGGGAAUCUCUUUCAUGGAGUUGGCGCUAGGCAUGUUCCCAUAUCCACAGAUUCAGAAAAACCAAGGAUCUUUAAUGCCACUCCAGUUACUGCAAUGCAUCGUUGAUGAGGAUCCUCCAGUUCUUCCUGUCAGCCAGUUCAGUGAGAAAUUUGUUCACUUCAUCACUCAGUGUAUGAGGCGGCAACCCAAAGAGAGACCUGCCCCUAAUAACCUCAUGGAUCACUCCUUCAUCAUACAGUAUAAUGAUGGAAAUGCAGAGGUCGUGUCGAUGUGGGUUUGUCGCUGUUUGGAGGAGAGACGAGCGCAGCAGGCUCAGGGACGCGUCUGAUGUCCUCCUGCUUGUCCGCCCUAAGAUGGGCGAGGAUGUUUGGCCACGAACCUUGAAUACUUAACGAGGGCUUCAGGGUCAAGUACGUCAAUAUGCACUGUACAAAGGACUUCACGUACAUGGACAAAAAAAAACUAGAUGUUUAAGACUUCAUGUGAGUAAUUCUUCAUUUAACAGCAAGAAUGUGCCGUGAAAAUGAAGAGCUCACAUCCUUUGAACCGAAUAUUAAUCUCUGCAUUCAAAAAGUCCGGAGAGCAAAUUUUUUCCAGUGUGGGGCUCCAUCCGCGGCUUCGUCCCCCACAUUUUUCGGGAGCAUACAGAAAUGCAGUGAGCAUCCCGAGCUCAUGAAGAGAGGUAAAUGGACCCAGUUUAAAGGAUCAGUGAGGAUAAAUGACUUCACAGUUUAAGACUUCAAUAUGCUGACAGAGUUGUGCUCUGUUUCUGGGAUGGUAUCUCAAAUAACCGUCUUGUGCUUUACUGUUGACAGCCCUCUAGUGAAUGUUAAGGUUUUUGCCUGUGAGUAACUGCCCAUGUGUGUGCCUGUUUUACCAGUGGUAUAAUUUAUUACCUCAGCAAACUUAGGUUGUCAUUGUAGUAGCAAGGCUUCCCCCAAAAACGUACCUAUUUUCAAUGCCUGGACUAGAAUAUUAGUCUCCCAGUGAUUCCCAAACCUUGUGAGUUUAGAGAAUGAAUGGAUUCAAAGCUCUCUCUCUUUUUGUCUAAAGGAGUGUAAAGUGAACAGCAAGCCCACAGUAUGAGUGAGUCCGAAGGAGCACUGCAGUGUUAGUGGAAUGAAAUAUUGACAGCCAUCUUUUUUUGAUUCACAAUGUUACCGUCAUUGACACUGACCGGGAGGAACCAGGGGUUUUCUUUUCGUUUAAACCAUUUUUUAGUCAGUUGCACAUCUGUUCCUGUCCCUUUUUCGCAGAAAUGCCUGAUGUUAAAUGCCACUGAAUCAACAAUUCCAUACCCAGAUCUCCGCUUCCACUCUUUAGCUUUUAGUUUUUCUUAGAAACCAUUAAGAGUAACAGACGGUUGGUAAUAUAAAGAGAUCACAACUCUUCUUCCCCUAACAAAGAGACACUUUUUUCAUUUUAAAUACUUGUUUUAUCCUUACUUUAGUAAGAUUAAUCAUGGACUGUACAGAAAUAAUGAUAUUGUAUUAUAUUGCCUAAUGAGAUCAGUUGAUAAUCUGUAAAGGGAGUACAUUAAUGCAGUGCACUUAACACCAAAGACCACUGACGAGCCAAAUGGUGAAUUAUAUCUUGUGACUGGGGCAAAAUGUGAUGGAUUAAGUGACGAUGAAUGCUUUGACGAGGUCUUUAUGUGCAGCUGAAGGAAUGUGUAGCACUCAAGUGCAAUUAAAUGUCAUUUCUUCCACAAAGGCAAAGUAAAAGCAGCCUCAGAUAAAGAGCACCGAUUUCUUUAACAAGCGACAUGUAGUUUCUUCAGCACCUUGUUUAGAUGUGCUUUUGUCUUCUUUAAUGAUGAGGAGACACACAUAUUGUCUUGGACUAUAAUUCAAAUCUGAGAAAACAUUUGUUUGUAGCGGUUAUACAUUGCGCCAGCGUUACCUUUGUAAUUUAGGAACUCUACAUCAAAAUGUGUCAUAUAUUAAUCAAACCUAAUGUGAGACCCUUUUUGAUUUUUUUAGCAUUGUAUGUUAAGUUUCUGCCACUUGAGGUAACAUUUACUCUCCUGUG
Molecule: messenger RNA, 3318 nt
Organism: Scomber japonicus (chub mackerel)
Lineage: Eukaryota; Metazoa; Chordata; Actinopteri; Scombriformes; Scombridae
Gene: map2k5
Product: mitogen-activated protein kinase kinase 5
Exons: 22
Coding region: 266-1615 (449 amino acids)
Biological process (GO): protein phosphorylation
Molecular function (GO): ATP binding; protein binding; protein kinase activity
Source: RefSeq, a predicted model, not a curated record